AAGACAUCUGCAGAAAAUGUUGCGUACUCUAUUGCUUUGCUGUUGGGCAGCCCUUGCUUUAGCCCAAGAUUCGCGGAUCAUCAAUGGCGACAUCAUCGACAUUGCUCAUGCACCCUACAUCAUGCAGCUGAGAACCCCCAGGGAUAUAACGGUGUGUGGUGGCACUUUGAUAGCGCCACGCUAUGUUGUAACUGCCGCUCAUUGUAUGGACAAAAUGAAACCGGAAGAUUUCCUAGUGGUGGGUGGUGCCAGUACCGUCGAUGAGCCGGGAGUGAAGCGCAAAGUUGUCAAGGGAUUCAUACAUCCCGGCUAUCGCAUGCUGAACAAAGAUCGUGAUGUAGCUGUACUCAAAUUGGAUGGAGAUAUGGUGGGAAAGAAUAUUCGCACAAUACCCCUCUGUUCGGAGGCUUUGCAGCCGGGCAAUAUGAUACAAGUUUCCGGUUGGGGUCGCACCCAGGAGAAUGGUUAUUCAUCGGAUGAGUUGCGUACCAUUUUUAUGCCCAUCAUUGAGAAGCAGGAGUGCUUGAAGAAGUACAAGAAGGUAUCGGUGAAAAUCAGCGACUCUGUUGUCUGUGCCUACGAUGGCGGUAAUAAGGAUUCGUGUCGUGGUGACUCGGGUGGUCCUGGUGUCUAUGGUGGUGAAUUGUGUGCUGUGGUUUCAUGGGGCAUGGGUUGCGGCCGUGUUGAAUAUCCUGGUCUCUACACCAGCAUUGAUGUUGUGCGUGAUUUUAUCGAGGAGAGUAUGAGGGAGUAGCUUGUGAAAUUUUCGGAAAU
Musca domestica (house fly) is the source of this 774-nucleotide messenger RNA. Its product is annotated as seminase-like. Bases 17 to 754 code for a protein of 245 amino acids. The record is from RefSeq and is a predicted model, not a curated record. Gene Ontology annotation, biological process: proteolysis. The transcript has a single exon. Gene Ontology annotation, molecular function: serine-type endopeptidase activity. Lineage: Eukaryota; Metazoa; Arthropoda; Insecta; Diptera; Muscidae.